Trichosurus vulpecula (common brushtail) is the source of this 6337-nucleotide messenger RNA. It is a transcript of the gene RBMS2, whose product is annotated as RNA binding motif single stranded interacting protein 2. Gene Ontology annotation, cellular component: cytosol; ribonucleoprotein complex; nucleus. The transcript has 15 exons. The coding region runs from base 383 to 1372 and encodes 329 amino acids. The record is from RefSeq and is a predicted model, not a curated record. NCBI's taxonomy places the organism in Eukaryota, Metazoa, Chordata, Mammalia, Diprotodontia, Phalangeridae. Gene Ontology annotation, molecular function: poly(A) binding; mRNA 3'-UTR binding; poly(U) RNA binding.
UGGCCUCUGUUCAGUUGGCCCAAGUAGGAAGGUCCUGGGCAUUAAUCUAUAAUUCUCGCACUUCCCCUGUCUAGUCUACAAGUGAAACUGCAAUUUUCUUUUGUCAAUUACUUACAAGGACAUUCCUGUGAGGUUUGGGAACUGUAAGAGUUCUGCUGACCUGUUGGAGGAGACACCUCAAACUUAUGAAAGUCAAUUUUGGCUCCAACUUUGCCUUAUGUGUCCGUGGCUCAGCAGAUGGCACCACCUAGUCCAAGCAGCAACAACAUCAGUGGCAGCGGUGGGGGUGGUGGAGGUGACCAACUGAGCAAAACCAAUCUCUACAUCCGAGGGCUACAACCGGGCACCACGGACCAGGACCUAGUCAAGCUCUGUCAGCCAUAUGGCAAAAUUGUUUCUACUAAGGCCAUAUUGGACAAGACAACAAACAAAUGCAAAGGUGAGAAGACAGACCGUCCUUGGGGGCUAUGGCUUUGUAGAUUUUGACAGUCCUUCAGCUGCACAGAAAGCUGUGACUGCGCUUAAGGCCAGCGGGGUGCAGGCCCAGAUGGCAAAGCAACAGGAACAGGACCCUACAAAUUUAUACAUCUCAAACCUCCCAGUGACUAUGGAUGAGCAGGAGUUGGAGGGGAUGUUGAAGCCUUUUGGGCAAGUCAUUUCUACUCGAAUUCUUCGAGACACAAGUGGGACCAGUAGAGGGGUUGGCUUUGCAAGGAUGGAGUCCACAGAGAAGUGUGAAGCCAUUAUCACCCACUUCAAUGGCAAAUACAUUAAGACACCCCCUGGAGUACCAGCCCCAUCUGAUCCUUUGCUCUGCAAAUUUGCUGAUGGUGGACAAAAGAAGCGCCAGAACCAGGGGAAAUAUGUGCAGAAUGGCCGGUCUUGGCCAAGAGAUGGUGAUGUGGGUGGCAUGGCACUGACCUAUGACCCUGCCACAGCUCUACAGAAUGGAUUUUAUACAGCAUCACCUUACAGCAUCACUCCCAACAGGAUGAUUGCCCAGACCACACUAACCCCCUAUCUCCCAUCUCCUGUAUCUUCGUAUCAGGUUCACAGCCCGUCUUGGAUGCACCACCAGUCAUACCUCAUGCCGCCUGCAGGCACAGUCCUGACCCCAGGGAUGGACCACACCAUUUCCAUCCAGCCUGCCUCAAUGAUGGGACCUCUUACCCAGCAGCUGGGCCACCUUUCCCUCAGCAGCACGGGCACGUAUAUGCCCACAGCUGCAGCUAUGCAAGGAGCUUAUAUCCCCCAGUACACGCCUGUGCCUUCUUCCAGUGUUCCUGUUGAGGAGAACAGUGGCCAGCAAAGUCAAGUAGCGGUGGACCCUCCCUCCGAUCAUGCCGCCUAUUCCUUCCAGUACAGCAAGUAACAGUGGAUGGGCCUGGGCUCUCAGGCCCCACCACUACCCCGCAUCACUGGCGGAGCCUGGGGUUACAAAGCCACCUUUCCUUUGUGCUGCAUUCAAGGAGGUCAGAUUUUUUUUCUUUCUUUUGCAAAGAAAAUAUUUUUUAAAACCACAAACAGACUCUACGCACCCCAAGGAGACCAACUAGUGACUGGACAUUCAUGUCUCCGUAUGAGAAAAAUUGUUGUGUUGUGUUGGGAUUUAUUGUUUGGGCUAUUUUUAAAAAUUUCCUUUGAAAGAAAGUGGAAAGCCUUGUUGCUGGGGCAUUGGCUGUGGGUUCUUCUUGAUAGGUUUGGUUACAGACUUUUCUGUUUUUAUUAUUUUGUAGGGUUUUUUUUUUUAAAGAAAAUAUGCAGUUUUUGAAUUUUAUUUUGUAAAGCUCCCAGAAUCUGUGCCUGCCCCUCUCUUUCUGCUUCUUCCCCAAGGUCCAUCCUAACCCAAACAGUGCUUUCUUCCUACCCCCAUGCUGCAGAACCCACCCACUUUGACUUUUUAACUUAGGGAUUUUGGGUUUUUGAAAUGGAACUUUAUUUUGUGAAAUAAGAACAAAGCAGAGCACGACUUGGGCAGUGGAGGGGGUCCAUCCUCCUGCCUCCUUUCUGCUCCUCUUCCCUGAUCACCUGCCUCUGGGAGAGAACACCAGGCUUUGGCUUCCGGGAAGAGAAAUGUGACCUUGGGCACUCCAGAGACAAAGCCCCACACCCCUCACCAAGUCCAUUUGGACAGAGACAAGGUUUCCUCCAGGACAUCAGACAAUGAAUUUAACUACUUCUGCUCUUCUUCUUGCUGCUAUGGGGACAUCUCCAUCCCAGGAAAUCAUCUUUGGCUUCAGCUCUUCAGGAAUCCUAACUCUGCUGCUCUGGCUGGCUUUUUGUGCCAUCUCCAGGAAAGGAGCUGUGGGCCUGUCACCUUUCGAUUUUUCUCUCCACCCCUUUUUGCUGUGCUCAGAGCCCCAACAGCUAGAACAUGUGCUGCCUUCCUCUUCCUCUUUGUCCCCUGCCUUUCUGCCCACCUUCUCUGCCAAGCAUGGAUCAGCUGACCAGCUGCUUCAUCUUGGUGUAGAUGAUACUGCCCCACAGGACUUGGUAAUUCUCCACCCCUGACCCUGGGAUCCACAGUGCCUUCUGACACCCACCUUUAGAGAUGCUGCCAGGGGAGACCAUUACCCAACCUCUUUGCAUGUACUGACUUAACAGCAAGCUUUCAGUUGCAUGUGAGAGAGAGAGAGAGAGAGAGAGAGAGAGAGUGUGUGAGUGUGUGUGUGUGUGUGUGUGUGUGUGUGUGCGCUUUUGGGUAGGGGUAGAAAAGGAUACACCAAUCUCUGAUUGUGUAGUUCAGCCUGCACUGUCCUGGUAAGCUUGCCCUUCUCCUGAGGUUCUGGGCAUCUGCAGGCAUUUUCCUUCUUCUGGAAGUCCAGCAGGUAUCUGGGCUGGAAACGUGCAAUAACCACCCCCCACCCCACAUUUCAUCUUUCCUGUGAGGCUAGAACUCCAGGAAAAAAAGCCCAUGAUUUUUUCUUCCACCUAUCCAACCUUCUCUCCUAUUGCAAGAUUUAUCUCUGUGCCCAGAGAAACAAACAGUGGGAGUAUCAUGCCCCUGCCCACCUCAAGGAACAGGCCUUUCCCUUCCCACCCAGAGUCCAGUUUCAUAAUUACAUUGUAAGACUAUGAAAGGGAGGUUCUGUUCCAGCCCUAGGGACUGGGUCCUCUCCACCUAUGGGCCAAGCUCCUCUGCACUAGACAAUCAAAGACAGAAAACCAGAUAAGAUUGAUGCAUGAUGAAAAGUCGGGUGUUCAAUAGGCUGGAGGGAGAAUGUGACAGCACCAGAUACUGAGAUUCCAUGAUAGGCUCCAGUCCAGGGCCUCCAAACUGUCCCUUUGUUCAACCUUGGGAGGGGUGAUACUGGUUUGCCAAUUUUCAGUUUCUUUUGGGUGCUUUUUAAACUUGAGGCACCCUCAGUCCCAGGACAUAUUUGCCCAGAGGGUGCAACCUUGUCUUUCCUAUGCUUCCUGUCUUCCCUCACCUCAUUCCAUUUGUCACUGUCAAUGAAAAGCAAGUCCAGCCCCCAUGCAUUCAGCUAUCCUGUCAGAACAGUCUGGGUGCUAGAAAGGAAAGACGACUAUGUGACUCCUACCUUGUCUAAGCGUCCUGAUAGCUUGAUUUUAGGCACAUCUUCAAUGAAACCUGGGGUGGUUGAGGGCCUGGCCUUGUCCAUGAAGGAGAUAGAGGUGCAGUGGGGUCUCCCAUCAUCCACUCUUCCUAACCCUACCCCCACCACCUGUUUGGUUUUGUAAGUGUCCAGAUAGUGGCGCUCAGGUUCUUUUGGAGAAUCACUAAGUUUCCUUCUGAGCUUGCCCUUGUCGUUCUCGUUGGUUCCUUUUAAUGUUAUUUUCUGGACGAAGGGUCUGGGGAUCUGGGGAUACAGACUGACCACUGACUUCAGAUUUUCUUGGUGGUCGGUGGUGGUGAUGAUUCUAUUUGGUGCUUUUGAGUUGUUCCUCUUGACAUAUUUGGGGGGUAGGAGAGAGGCUAGAAUUUUUUUUUCCGUGUGAUUAGUUGUGAUAAAGGAUGACUGGAGCAGAGAAAUAGGGUGAGAGGAGGGAAAUCCUUCGCCUCACCCCUAAGCCACAAACCGAAGUAGUGGGGACAGCUAAAGGAAGCUCUAGGUCUGAACUCAGGGGCCUGGCCCGGCCUUGCUCCUUCACGUCCCGAUUCUCUUUUGUCAGGGGCUGUGGCUGAGGGAUAGGGGGUAGAUGGUAGAGGGUCUCUGCGUAACUCCCGUCCCCUGGCUUCCAAGAGUGUGCUCAGUUUCUGUGAUUACAGAGAUGCUCUUCGUAUUUAAAAUGUGUUUUCUAUGUAUCUUUUUGUGCACAUUUUUUUUAAAGAAAGCCAAAUAGGAACGUCACUGAACCGGACAUCCUUUCCUGGGUUUUAGAGACCCAGACCUGAUUCAGCAUUGCCACUGCUUCCCUUAGGGCCUGGAUCACAGCAGCCCCAAACCCGGGGACAGUGCAGAGACCACAUUGCUGUUUAGACCUGGUCUGAGGGAAGGGGUGUCAUGUAUGGAAAGUACUGUGUCUUGGGGGUGGAAAUGGGGAAGAAAAAGCGAAAUAUUUCUUUUUAAGAUUUUGUUUUCUUUAACCAAAGAAAGUUAAGCAUGUCCUAGUCUAGCCUCCUGUUCCCAGAUUCUCGAGGAGAACCUGUAUAUUAGGGAUGGAGGCAUGUGGACUCUAGGUAAGCAAGAUGAGACUCAGAAGCUAUGCAGGCAACCCCAUCACUUCUCCCCAUUGCUAACAAAUGGGCUUUCUCCCUUUGGUGCUAAAAGCUGGUGCUUCCAGUCUCUACCUUCCCAUCCCUGAGAUAGCCUGCCUCUCUGCAGUCUAAAGUAGAAGGGAGGGCACCUCUCAAGGACCGAGGGAGAGCUGGGUAUUUCAUUGAGGAUGUGAGAGAAGAGCUGGAGGUUAGACUGCUCUGCUGGGAGGAAUCGGACCAGCUGCGGCUAUUCUGGGAAGGGGACCUGGACUGCCGUUUGCUGUGUGCCCCACCUGCUGGGCGGUGGUGGCAUCGCACCCCAGCUACGCGGGCUGCACUUACCAAGGGCAGUUACCCCCCUCACCGCCCCCCCCCCAUAGCUUUGAGCAAUAAAAACAGGUGAAUGGUUAUCCCCCUGCCCCCCUUGGUAUUGAUGGGCCUAGGAGUGGUGAAGCAGCUAGUCAGAAGCAGGGGAGGCUUAGAUUCUUUGUGCCUUGACAUCCCUUAUCCAGUCACUUGUUCCUCUUCCCCACUUUCCCACCUCCCACUCUAGUUCCCUUUUAAGUUGUGGCUAUCCCUGCUUGCUCCCACCUCUUCCCUUUUAAGCCCUAGCUAGGGCUUUCCUCACCAGCCCUUGGGAGUGCCAUGUUGGCGCUGUCCUUCUGCCUUCCCCUGUCCUGCCCUCUCUACUCCCAUUGAGGGAGUCCUACCUAUGGCUAAUGUAUAGACAUGGCAGGGCUCUGCCAUGCUCUCCCAGCUUCCACGCCUGUUCUGACCACCUCCUCACUUUCCACUACGCACCCAGCAAUGUUCUUUCUCCUCGUUACACAUCUACCUCACAAAUCUCACAGUUCAUUGUUCAGAACAAGGGCACAACCAACUGCUUAGGCCCCUACUCCAGCCCUUCACCUGUUUCAGGCUUGGCUUGGGAGUAAGGAGAACGUGGGUAGGAAGGGUUUGUAACUAAGAAAUAAAAUUUAGUUGCUGCCACUUUCUGUAGAAUCUAAUAGGGAUGAGUCUAGCGUUGGUGCCUACCCUCCAAUUAACACUGAAGUCGAGGCGGAGCUGAUGGGUCCCUCCUGACCAGUGGCUUAACUCUAACUGGGCCAAGCUCCAGAAAGGGAGAAAGUGUAAGGGCUGCAGCAGUAGCUAUUCCCUCCCCGGCUGACCACCAACACAGGAACAGGGGCUUUGUCAUCUCAUUUUCCUUAUUCCCCCUGUUGGGCUUUAAAAACAGCCUUAUUCCAGAGACCUCUUUUAUGCACCCUGGGGCACUUACCUCUCCUAUCUUCGAGCUGGACUGAGGGGAAGAGAAGUUGGUAUCCAACUGAGUUGAGCUUAUCCGAGGUCCUGAUGGAGAUGCCAACAGGGGACCAUCUUUAUGCUAAUCCCAUGCACCCCACACCAAUCCCCAUCUCAUAUAUACCCAUUGUAGACCAGAAAUAAGUUUAAUUUAUACUUAGAAACAUUUUGUACAGGUUUUUUAAAGUUUUUUUCCUUUUGAUUUUGUUUAUUCAGAGUUUCUAGUUUUGUAUUCUGCCUGCUUCUAUGCUGAAAGCACUCUAGCUUAUUAUCCCUCUGUUUAUCUCCUAAAUUUUCCAAUGUACCCCCCUCCCUGCAAUCUUGUGGAGCUCAAAUUGUCUCAUUUCAAAUUCUGUUUUUAAAUAAAAUGAUAAA